This is a messenger RNA of Cantharellus anzutake, 1627 nucleotides long. Its product is annotated as AGC/NDR protein kinase. Lineage: Eukaryota; Fungi; Basidiomycota; Agaricomycetes; Cantharellales; Hydnaceae. The transcript is spliced from 9 exons. Gene Ontology annotation, cellular component: cytoskeleton; cytoplasm. Gene Ontology annotation, molecular function: ATP binding; protein serine/threonine kinase activity. The coding region runs from base 1 to 1446 and encodes 481 amino acids. The record is from RefSeq and is a predicted model, not a curated record. Gene Ontology annotation, biological process: actomyosin structure organization; peptidyl-threonine phosphorylation.
AUGGACAAAAUCAGCGGACCACAACGUCAAUCCCUUGCGUCUGAGAAGAAGACUGGAGACUACGUGUACUUCGAACGUAAUCCAGGAACCUUCUCUAAGGACACGAUUGCUCGGACCACUGCCGCAAAGAUGAAGCUGGAGCUCUACUAUAAAGUCGCGGUGGAAUCGGCCAUCGAAAGGAACAACAGACGCGUUGAGCUCGAACGAAGGCUCCAAGCAGACGUGCUAGUGUCCGAUGACCGCAAACAACGCCAACUGAUCCAGCACGCAAAGAAAGAGUCACAAUUUCUACGACUACGAAGAACGAAAAUCGGUCUAGCAGACUUCCGGACGGUGAAGGUUAUUGGCAAGGGUGCUUUCGGAGAGGUUCGUCUCGUGCAGAAGACCGACUCUGGAAAGAUCUACGCGAUGAAAACCCUGCAAAAGGCUGAAAUGCUCAAGCGAGAUCAGCUAGCGCACGUUCGAGCAGAACGUGAUGUUCUUGCUGAGUCUAACUCUCCAUGGGUCGUUCAACUGUAUUACUCCUUCCAAGACGCCACUUACCUCUAUCUCAUCAUGGAAUUCCUGCCGGGUGGAGACUUGAUGACGAUGCUGAUUAAAUACGACACGUUCUCGGAGGAUGUGACACGUUUCUACAUGGCUGAAUGUGUCCUUGCUAUUGAGGCUGUUCACAAUCUCGGGUUCAUCCACCGCGAUAUAAAGCCUGACAAUAUUUUAAUAGACAAAGAUGGCCACAUAAAGCUAUCCGAUUUCGGUCUUUCUACCGGCUUCCAUAAACAACAUGAUUCCGCAUAUUACGCCAAGCUGUUGAACGGCGAAAAUCCUUCAAGUGCCCGAGACCCGGCUCGCAAUAGUGUCUUGGUAAACCCAAUACACCUGACUAUGUCCAGCCGUGAACAGAUUGCAACAUGGAAGGCGAACCGUCGAAAACUGGCUUUCUCCACUGUCGGAACGCCUGACUAUAUUGCCCCCGAAAUAUUCCUUCUUCAGGGCUACGGCAAGGAGUGUGACUGGUGGUCUCUCGGAGCCAUUAUGUUUGAAUGUCUCGUUGGUUACCCACCAUUCUGCUCAGAAAAUACGCACGACACGUACAAGAAAAUUAUCGAUUGGCAGAAACAUCUCGCCUUCCCAGAUGAUGUUCAUCUCAGUCACGAGGCUGAGCAUCUCGUGCGAAGCAUGAUAACAUCUCAAGAGCAUCGUCUUCCGGUUGAGCACAUCAAAGCUCAUCCCUUCUUCUAUGGGGUCGACUGGGAUGCUCUCCGCCAAAUCGACGCACCUUUUGUUCCACACCUCAGGUCACUGACCGACACUUCCUACUUCCCGACUGACGAACUCGAGAAUGUUCCCGACCAGCCUGCUGGAGCCGACACGUCACCUACCAACAAAGAACUGGCGUUCUUAGGAUACACAUUCAAGCGCUUCAUGGGCGCAUCUCACGCAUUUUGAUUCGUCGCCUCCCCCAACCUACCUCAAUGCAUUUCUUUUCUCCGUCCGCAUUGUAUUCCUAUACAUGUCAUCAUAUAAUGUCAAAAGGUCCUCUACACAAUGGUGGCUGGGGCUUCAGUACAACAAAUGAUCGAGAGCGGCAACAAGAUACAGAAAUAUCAGCAAUUACACUAGACUUUAA